CUCCAUCGCACAUUUCAGCAUACCACGCCUCGCCACUCAUGAGUGACGACCACAACUGCCUGCAGAGGGCCCACCAGCUCUCCGCCGAGGCAUCCUUCCUCGUCCGCCCGCCAGAUGCCCCAACCGAAACGCUCAACAAGGCGCUCGAGGCGUACAAGGAGGCCGCUGAGCUGUUCGAGCGCGCUGGUACGAGCGCUGACGAGGCGACUCGCCGGACACUCCGCAUGCUCACGACACAGCAUCGCAAGCUUGCGCGUGAUCUCGAGCGACGGAUCAGUAACGUAGGACGACCGUCUCCUGUUGCUUCGCCAACAAGAACCGAGUUCACCGAGAGGCGGGGGAGCACGCCGCCUGCCCCCGGUAGCUCCGGCUCGGGCUCGGCGCUCCCGCGCCGCGCGUCACUCGGCAACGCGGUCGGCGCGCAGAUCAUGGGGCGGACGUCGAGCAGCGGUAGCGGCGCAGGCUCUGGAGUCGGGCUUGCUGCUGGAAGGGGAGGCGUGCUGGGUGGCCCGAGCGCAGUUCAUGCCACUGCCGCACGGUCUGUGCCCCCCUUCAGCUUGCGGCCAGUGGGCGACACGCCACCGGUCUCACCGCCAGCGCCACAUGUGCCCGGCGUAACAGGAUACGGGAGCCUGACACUGUCGCCCCGCUCGCCGCUGUACUCGUCCAGUUCGAGCUCGGAGCCCCCAGAAGACUCGUACCUCUUCCCCGGCCAUGUGCCAGACACGGCGGACCCGUUCUCGCGCUUCUGGGGCAUGCUGGAGAACAUGCUCGAGGAGAUCAGCAUCCCGCGUGCAUUGACGACCGCACAACUGGGAGGACCAUUACCCCCUGCUCCAGUUGUCCCGGCAGCAACGACGCGCACGGAAAGGCGGGCCAAGCGCGCACCGUCGCCUAGUGAAUCGUUUUAUGUCGUCCCGAGGGGCCAAGAUAGGCCUCCACGCAAUAGCUCACCGUCUGCCAAGACCAACGAGGAAUUGAUGCUCGAAAACGAAUCCUUGCGGGCUUCAUUAGAUGCCCUGGCCAAACACGCUCACGCUCUGGAGCUGGCCAACAAAGCCGUCACCGAGCGUGCCGAAGAGCGAGACAAGGUCGUUCGGUCUGUCGUGUAUGGUGUUCGCAAGGAGGCCAAGAAGGUCAAACAUGAUCAGGAAGUCAUGAGAAGUCAGAUUCUCGCGUCAACAAGUGGGCUGCCGCCAGGGCAGGCCACGCAGGCGGUGUCUUCCGCUGCUCUCGUUACUGCGCAGCGACGUGUUGGCGAACUCGAGGCUGAACUCAAGCGCAGCGAAGCAGAGCUGAGACAGAGCAAGGACAAUGAGGAAAAACUUCGCUCUCAGCUCGACAAGUUCAAGGAAAAGUGGGACAAGCUGCGCGCUAAAAAAGAGGCCAAGGUGGCAGCUGCAAAGGGCGCGAGGGCGGGCAAAGGUCCUGACCCGGUGUAAGCAGCGGGUGACAGACUUGGAGCAUUGGGAGCUUUGGGUUUGUGGUGAGGUGUAGGAAUGUGGCGAACAGCGUGGAGGAUGGCCCACUGCGGCGAGGGCCGAGCGCACCCCAUUCAUGUGCUGGGGCACUGCUCGGCACGCUGGGUGCUGCGAGGGUUCUCACCGGGCCACUUCCUCUACCCCGGCUGUGCCACAUAGGGUUGUCGGUUGUGCAUUGGUGGCACAAAUCUCCGAUGGAGCUGAGGACCAGGCUGUAGAGAA
Vanrija pseudolonga is the source of this 1703-nucleotide messenger RNA. RefSeq lists its product as uncharacterized. Bases 39 to 1442 code for a protein of 467 amino acids. The transcript has 8 exons. The record is from RefSeq and is a predicted model, not a curated record. NCBI's taxonomy places the organism in Eukaryota, Fungi, Basidiomycota, Tremellomycetes, Trichosporonales, Trichosporonaceae.